GGUUUAAUCUGAAAGGAACCAAGAAAGCAUGGUUUCAGAGUUUUUCUAAUUCAAGAACGUUGAAGAAAGAUGUGUUUUUUAGCAUGCCCUUCUCCUAAAAUGUCUUGGGUACAAUCUGAAACCAAGUCAAAAGCUGGUGUUUUGAAUUAUCACCAUGCUCACUCUUUACUUUCUUCUUCUUCUUUCUCAUCUCCUCCAUUGCCAUACAGUAAUGAUUACCAAAAGCAGCCACCAAACCCUGUUCCGUCAUCAUCUUCAGCUAGUAAAAUAAGCCCAGCUGUCUUAUUCAUCAUUGUUGUUCUGGCGGUGAUAUUUUUCAUAUCUGGUCUGCUUCUCUUGCUUGUUAGAUUUCUCAUGAAGCAUAGGUCUCCCUCAUCUUUAUCAGAAUCUGAAAGAUACCCAGAAUUGUCAGGGACUGAUGCUUAUCAAAGGCAGUUACAGCAACUCUUCAAUCUCCAUGAUUCAGGUCUAGCUCAAUCUUUCAUAGAUGUUCUGCCUGUGUUUCUUUACAAGGAAAUAAUGGGGUUGAAAGAGCCAUUUGAUUGUGCAGUUUGUCUCUGUGAGUUCUUGGAAGAAGACAAAUUGAGAUUACUCCCUUUGUGUAGCCAUGCUUUCCAUAUAGACUGCAUUGACACAUGGUUGAUGUCAAAUUCCACUUGCCCCCUUUGUAGAGGGACCGUUUUCACAACUGAGUUCCCAAUUGAGAACCCGGUUUUUGACUUUGAAUACCCUAGGGAGGAAACUAUGUUAUUAAGCAAUGGAGGAAGUAGGGUGUCUCUUGGCCCUAAACCAACGGAGAAUGACAUUGGGAAGAGGGUGUUUUCUGUCAUUUUAGGCAAAUUUAGAAGUUCAAAUGAAGGGAAAGGGAGAGAAGUAGAAGAAUGGGAGACUAGUAGCAGUAAUUUGGAUGCUAGGAGAUGUUACUCAAUGGGGUCAUUCCUAUAUGUGGUUGCUGAUGAGUUGCAAGUGACUCUAUGCCCCUCUAGAGGAACCAAUGACACUGCUAGUACCAUGAAGCUUGUGAAGGGAAGAGGUGGACAGAAUGGGAAUUCAUCAAAUGAUGGGGAUUUUGAGGGAAAGAAGAUUAACUUAACAAGUAAAGGGGAAAGCUUUUCUGUUUCCAAGAUCUGGCAAUGGUCUAAGAAGGGUAAAUUCCCAAGUUCUUCAGACAACUUAGGCUCUUCUUCAUCUGUUUCUGUCGGUUUGCCAUGGACUGAUAGUAGAACCCAAGUUACCUAAGGUAUUUACUGUUCC
This is a messenger RNA of Hibiscus syriacus, 1254 nucleotides long. Its product is annotated as RING-H2 finger protein ATL47-like. The transcript has a single exon. The record is from RefSeq and is a predicted model, not a curated record. Lineage: Eukaryota; Viridiplantae; Streptophyta; Magnoliopsida; Malvales; Malvaceae. Bases 70 to 1239 code for a protein of 389 amino acids.